Molecule: messenger RNA, 6321 nt
Organism: Acanthopagrus latus (yellowfin seabream)
Lineage: Eukaryota; Metazoa; Chordata; Actinopteri; Spariformes; Sparidae
Gene: kcnj14
Product: potassium inwardly rectifying channel subfamily J member 14
Exons: 5
Coding region: 2352-3959 (535 amino acids)
Biological process (GO): potassium ion import across plasma membrane; regulation of monoatomic ion transmembrane transport
Cellular component (GO): plasma membrane
Molecular function (GO): inward rectifier potassium channel activity
Source: RefSeq, a predicted model, not a curated record
CACCACCUGAGGGCUCGCGGACAGCUGGCAGCACCGGCAGCACGGGACAGCUCGCGCACACAUUCGAAUUCUUUUAAACGAAUGAACCGUUAAAUUCAGACAGAGACGGAAGUAAAAUAAAUUGACGUCGUCACGACGGGAGGGAAAUGACAGUUGAGGGCUCCAUCUCUCAUGAAGUGAAAGUUCCAUGAAGGUUUUCCAUUUACUGUGGCAGAGUUCGGUUUUUCAACCUCCACCAUACUUGAUCAAUAAAAUAAGUCAACAACAAUCCACGGACUGCAUGAGUAAAACCAUAGAGGUACACUACAAAAGACUGGCACUGGGGAUGCAAAACAUACCACAAACAUCUCAGUAAAGAAAACCAAAAAAACAGCAGACACGUUUGUUCUCCUCUCCUGAGAUUCUUUCUCCCCUAAACUUAAUGCUUUUCUGAGCAUGUUUCAUAAAGGGAGGUCAACACACAAGCGAAGAUGAACCCUUAUGUUACCUCACACUUCAGGAGGGAUCUCUUUCCCCACUUCCAUUUGUUGUAGAUGUUUGUCUACCCUGCUGUUAUUGGUUGAAGAAAAUGUCCUAUUCAAUACUUGUACAGUUUUAGCAGUAGCUUUUGUGUCUUGUUGUUCUCUGUCCAUUGUUCCAAAAGACUGGAUGUGAAUACUCUUGUGUACUUGUCAGUAUUUAGUCGUGGAAGAGCUGUGUAGAGCUCUGUGGAAAUGGUUGGACAAGGUAAAUACAUGACAAGCAUACCAUUUCAUUGCCUCAUAUAAUUGUACAUUUCAUUAUUUUUGCUUUAUUUAAUCUUUUGUUAGUUUUUAAUUAUUAUUUCUUUAUAUUGAGGAAAUGUUCAUGCUAGUGCAUGUUUUUUAGAUAAUAUUUAUGGUGCAAUUCAAAGUGCAUGCUGUUGUUUUCAUAAUGCAACUACAUAUGAUCUCCUGGUUUGUUUGCAUAAACUGUUCAAGCAGCACUUUUUUGAUCUGGUUCAAACAGAUGCUGAGUUAGAGACUACAAUCCACAGAGUUUUCAGUCACCAUAUUUCUCAGCUCUUCUCCUGCUGUGGCAUACACCUGAUCUAUCAUCUUUGGCGCCAUACUUGUGAAAAAAUAUAGCAGACUUCCUAAGGUGACCUGUGUGCUUACCAUUUUUCUCCACAUACAUCUUCCACUUGAAGUUGAAAACACAGUUGGUGUUGGAGAUCAAAGUAAUCUCUCUCUGUUGUUUUCUCCCUCCCUUCUUAUCUUUCGUCAGGCAUAAGCGAUUUCUCAGCUGUAAUGCUGAACUGUAAUGAGGUAUGUCUGCUCUGAGAGACUAACUGUUGCAGGUGAUUGUUAACAGCCGUGUAGUUCAGGUCAAUAUUAUCCACGCAACAGUCAUUACAAGAAUCCAUCUCCACCAAAAUUGACAAUGGCCAUCGAACAGAUAUGCAGACCCUUUGAAAGACCCUGUGAAAUUGUUAAAGCAGUGACAUGAUUGUGCAGGAAAUGGCAACCAAAACUUGGUUCUUUCAGUUGGGACCCUCUUGUUGGGCAAACAUGACAUUUCCUUGACUUGUAGGCAUUUUAUUUACUGAAAUUACUGUACUUUUUGUCUCCUCAUGCCCAUACCAAGGGGUUGUGAAACUUGGAUGAACUUUGAUCGUAAGAAUUGGCAUGUUUUUAUGCUUUUUGACUGCAUGUUGAAAAUUGAUAAUCAUAUCACCUGUUAAUUUGAUUUGUCUGUCUUGUAUGCAUCUUGUCACAAUACUAUAGAAGGUACCCUGUUAUGAUCUCUAUAUCCUUGACAUAUUUCCUACUCCAUUGCAUUAUCUGUUUAUAGCUUUUAUCAGCAGAUAUCUGCUUUAGGUUUCCCUGUUAUUGUUUUGAACUGAACAGAGCCAAUCCUGCAUGCUUUGGUGAUGUCUGUCGAGAUCAAUGCAACCCUCCCACUCCCUGUAAAAAGAAUAGACUCCUCAGGAUACUGCUGACAUCCUUCUUUUCAGCUCACCUCACUUUACUUAUUUCAGUGAGUAUCAAGGACAUUGGUUGUUAAUGAAUGUGCCCAUGGACUCACUUGAGGAUUGUCCACUUUGUUGCUCAGAGAUCUGUCACUGAAAUAUAGACUGUACUGGGAUUAUGAGUUGGAGAAAGUAAACAAGGGAUUAAUCGAUGGCCUUAAGGGCAAUUAUUGUCUGGUUGGCCACAACAGACUUGCAAAUAUCUCCUCAUUAAAAAGGAUUCAAGACGGACUUUGUUGUUAACUCCACUCACUUAAUUGACUGUAUCAAGGUGCAACAUCAUCAACAAUCAAACCGGAACACACUGAGGAAUAUUGAAUUACUGAGAUCUUCUCCAUAAUAGAGAAGAGCCCUAUAGCGCAUGAUGGGAGCGGCACGUGUGAAACGCCGCUUCAGUGCUGUGGUGGAUGGGCCAGUGGAGGAGGAGGAGGUCAUGAGGCUGGCACAGAGUGCUGCAGAUACGGCUAGGGCAGGGGGGAGUCCAACGGGGUCAGGGACCCCAAGCAGCCCCUCCCCAACCCAUGCUCUGAAUGGCAAAACUUUACCUCUCCAGAGCAACACCAACAAUGCACGGAGGCAGAGCGCCAUUGGAGAGUCAGUUGGAGAAGAUGCAGGAGAAGGCGGGGUGAGAGCAGGAGGAAUGUGCUCAGGGCUAAAGAGUGGAAAAGGCAGUAGUGGAGGAGGUAGAGGUAAAGGCCGAUCAUCCUCGGACCACGAUUCACUCUCUUCCCCCUCCACUACAAGCCGCCGGCGCACCAGGCGCUCAAGCCGCCGGCCCCGACAACGCUUUGUGGGCAAGGACGGACGCUGCAACGUCACCUUCGUCAACAUGAGCGAGAGGGGCCAGCGUUACCUCAGCGACCUCUUCACCACCUGUGUGGACAUCCGCUGGCGCUGGAUGCUUGUCAUCUUCACCCUCUCCUUCCUUCUCUCCUGGCUGCUCUUUGGAUUUGCCUUCUGGCUCAUUGCCUCUGCGCAUGGGGACCUCUCCAUUAGGCUUACCCCCAGCUCAGGCUCCUCUUCGGGAUCAGGAGAGGCUGGGUCUGGAGGAGGGCCUGAUAGAGAGGCAGUGGUUGAGGAGCCAUGCUUCCUCCAAGUAAACAGCUUCAUGGCAGCCUUUCUCUUCUCCUUGGAGACGCAGACCUCCAUCGGUUACGGAUUCAGAAGUGUGACCGAAGAAUGUCCUCUGGCGGUGGUGGCGGUCGUUUUGCAGUGCAUUGUGGGCUGCAUUAUUGACGCCUUCAUCAUCGGGGCAGUCAUGGCAAAGAUUGCCAAGCCCAAGAAGCGCAAUGAGACAUUAGUGUUCUCUGAAACAGCUGUGGUGGCGCUGAGGGAUGGGAAACUCUGCAUGAUGUGGAGGGUCGGAAACCUACGCAAGAGCCACCUGGUAGAAGCCCACGUUCGAGCACAACUACUGAAGUCAAGGGUGACAGAGGAGGGAGAGUUCCUCCCACUGGAUAACGCCGACAUCAACGUGGGUUUUGACACUGGCACCGAUCGCAUCUUCUUGGUCUCGCCAGUGACAAUUGUCCACGAGAUCAACGACGAGUCGCCUUUUUACGAGAUUGACCGAAACACCCUGGAGAAUGACUCCGAGUUGGAGGUGGUAGUCAUACUCGAGGGCAUGGUGGAGGCCACAGCAAUGACCACACAGUGCCGUAGCUCCUAUCUGGCAUCGGAAAUCCUCUGGGGACACCGAUUCGAACCAGUGCUCUUUGAGAGAAAAGACUGCUACCAGGUGGACUACUCGUUCUUCCAUCGGACAUAUGAAAUCCCAACCACACCUUCAUGCAGUGCUAAAGAGCUUGCUGAGCAGAAGUACAUUCAAAGCUCUCGCUCAUCAUUCUGCUAUGAAAAUGAAGUGGCUCUGCAACUCGUAUCCCCUGAUGAUGAGCCUGACCAAGACCCUGAGUGUCCCUCCCCUCCAACCCGAAGGCAGUCAUUGGCAGAACAUCUCCACUACAACUAAACAUGUAGGAUAGGAGGCCUUAAGGGAGGAAGAGAAAGGAAGGUGACCUAGGAAAAGAAAUGGGAAGUUAUCCUGGAGGUUUAGAAGGACAAGCAACAGGAGUGGGUUUGACAGGUAGGAAUGGGCAGACCAAGAGAGACAGGAUUAAACAUAGAUAGGGCUGUGGAUUUGCUGGUGGCAGGAUUAAGGACAGGAAGUGCGGAGUAGGAGCAAGUCAAGAGAGCCAUCAGAAUUUAAAAGGUUUGCAAGAUUUAGAGAAGCACUUCUCUACAAAUAAGAGUGCACAGAAAAACAGAAGGGAAGUGGAGAGACAGAGAAACCAUGGGAGAUGUGGAGUCAGUAUAUAGGGGAUAUGGGCUUCUACACUGACCUAGUUGUCUGAUUGGUCCUGGCAAUCUUCCAAGCUUAUUGAAAACUUGUCUGCUAAGUCUCACAUCUGGCCCAUCACUACCACAACACAAUCAUCGGAUUUUACUGCCUGCCUGGCAGAAGAUACAACAGCACCCCGUUGUGGCUCUAACCUGCAGCUGCACCUCCGGAUUGUGGACAAUUAAGGCCUCUGAGAGGAGGCUCAUGAUUGAAAAGAAUGAAUGUGUACCUGCUGAGGUACAGCUCAGGAAUGUCCUCCACUAUUGUGUUGAUCCAUCAGUUAAUGCUUUAUUUUCUUAUGGUAAGUAUGGAUAGAGCAUAUUUUUGUGAUACGGUGUGCUUGGGGCAGGGGGCUGUUGAGAUGAGGCUUGGCCACACGAACAGUAACAUGGAGAAACAGCUGAAAACAAGCAGCAGUUUUUAGCCGUUUCUUUCCCAUGUUAUGUGCUGUUUGUUGUUUUUGGCUUUUAUCUUUUCUCUAUGUGUCAUGCAAAAGAGUUAAUUAGAUCGGUUAAUUACCAUAAAUUCUUUGUUGCACUACUAUCCACAUGAUUUUCUCAUGUUCUUUGUUGCUGAAAUCAACCAUACUGUAUUGUUUUGCACUGUUACUGUUGGAACUAGCACUUAGCGACUGAGCUAUGACAUUUUAAUCUUUUAAGUGUUGGAAGACGCUUGAAGGCACAGCCUCUCAUAGACUUUGUAAAUGCACUGGAGGCCCACAGUCACCUCCAACAUCAUGAAAGCAGAACUGAGCUGAACUGUGCAGAAGCAUUCUGGCCAUGAUGACAUGGCUUGCCCUUUCUAUGUCUCUGAGAAUAAAACACCUGGACAAGUGGAUAAGGAUUGAACUGGAAUCUAUACCACAUCAUUCUGUAUUUUUGUGCCCAUAAAAUAAUGUGACAUUUAACUCUAAAUCUAAUGUGUUACAGUCGGUUUCUCUCACAAGUUGUGAGAACAGUGUAGUGAUUGGUGCCUUCGUAAGAAACAAGAGAUUUUGCAACUGGCCCUUCAUCUGCGGAUGUGCAUUUCAUGUUUAAAUGUGCUGUUUUCAUUGUUUGUAUUUGCAUAACGCUACUUAUGCAAGUGUUCUUUCAAUCAUUUCAACAUUUGUUUAAGUUGACAAAAGUUUCUAUGCAAAUUAAUGACUGUGAAUCUCCUCAGUGACUGAUUAGUCUCAAUAUAAGCAUGCAGGAACAACUUCAAGAUGUUUUGGCGGUGUUGUAUUGAAGGAUUUGUAAUAAUUGCACUUUGUAAUUAUAUUACAAAGCACUUGGAAUGUCUUUGUUUAUUUUAGAUCCUCUAAUAUUUGCAGUAUAUUUUGCCACCUGAAUAUUUGGCAAAAUUAUGUGUGUUUAAUUACAAAGGCUGUUGGUAAAGAAAAUGUAACUCAGUGUCAGGAGUGCAACAUUAUGUUAAGUGUUGACCAAUAAUCAGCCUGACCUAUGCACAACCUGUGAACUGUUCUUUGUACUUUGCACAAAUGUCACACAUGGAGACUAAUAUCACUAAUGAAGCUCUACAGCCGCACAGUAGUGUUGCAGGAUCAGCACAGGUUGACCUCAAUUCACCAGUCACAGUGUUUCACUCCAGUUACUGAAAGAUUUUUUAUGGUUACCUCAGGGGGGUGAAGGUAUUGAUAACAUAUUAUCUGUUACAAUAAGUGUUAAUGCUGUUUUAUUUUUGUGUCCUCCCUUACUCUUCUCCUCUAUGGCCACCAUGUUUUAUUUAUAGACUGCAUGGAGGGUCACGUCGUUCACCCUGCCUCCACUUCCAGGAAAUGUAACUUGACCUUUCAGCACCACCACUUUAACAACAAUAGCGCAGACAGGUGGAUUAUUUGUUAAUUUCACUGGUUGCUUAUUCACAUCACACAUGAUUUUUUUUUAAUCAUAGGUAUUUAUAAUAUACAUAGUGUAAAAUACAUGGUAUACUGUAAUACUGCAUAUAUUUUUAAUGAAGUAGUGAGGUGAAAUCAAUAAAAAGCUGUAUCUAC